CUCACGCGUGAAAGUUGCUGCGCACACAAAUUUGUUGACACUUGGCGAAAGGAGAAAAACAACAAUAAGCGCAAAUACACCAAGUUUUGGCUGCGAAACAAUAGCGGAAAACCGUGUAUAUUUGUAUAUUUAAAAUUCAAAGUGAAUAUAGACAUGACACCGCAACCGCCACCACCACCGCCAGCACAGCAGCAGCCACCACCGCCCAUGGGGCAGACUAUAGCCCCCAGUGGUGCAUUUCCAGGUUCACUCACACCCGGCUGGAACGAUCCGCCGCCAGUGAGUGGAGACAGCGGCAAUCGACGACCUCGGCUCGACCUGCGCAAACGCGUUGCAUACCCCAUGAACGGACCAGGCGAUGGCCAGCCCCAAUCAUCGCAGCCGCCGAUGCUCUGACCUGCGCUGGAGCUCUUCUAACUGAGAUUUCGUCGGCAGGGCUGGCACGGCUGCCCCGAAUGCCACGUCAGCUGUGGAUGUAAAACAAGCUUAUGAUUUCCACGCAUUUGUUUUAGCACCAACAAUAAUUUACAUAGAUAGCAACAAAAUAUAUAUAUACAUAUGAUAUAUGAU
Messenger RNA from Drosophila arizonae, 570 nucleotides. RefSeq lists its product as uncharacterized. NCBI's taxonomy places the organism in Eukaryota, Metazoa, Arthropoda, Insecta, Diptera, Drosophilidae. The record is from RefSeq and is a predicted model, not a curated record.